CGCGCCAAACAUUAUUAGUGUCCAGUGUCUUGGCGGUUCGUUUACAGAGAGCACGUAGUAAACAACACUUGGCUAUAAAAGCAGAACAAGCUUAAACUUAAGACAUUUCCUUCAUUGAGUCGCGACAUGAAGACUUCGUGCUCGAUAUCGAUCAUUUUAGUUGCGUUGUUACUCAGCGCACCUAUUUUCACCUUGUGUUCACAUUCCCAUAAGUUGAAGCGCAGUCAUGGUCUGCCUUUGGAACUACUGGAGAAGACACAACCAAGAGAUUUUUCAAUUGAUGGAAUUGCCAGGCGUCCUCUGAGUCCCGAAUCAAAGAUACAACCAAAACAUAUCGAUGACUGUGAUGAAGAACCCGUGAAGCCGACAGGGCGUGAUUUGAGUGAGAGGAGGCUGAGCAAGAAACUCGGGGGCUCGAUCGAUGAGCGUUUUUUGUCAGUUUCCAAGCCCGCCCAUUUGUCAGAUAGCCCACAAGUGGAACGAGUUUCAUUGCGAGGCAUCACGACCUCAGAAAAAGACUUUCUCAGGCAGGUCAUCAGAAACGAGACUGUUCCUUCAAUGGGAGGCAAGGUACCCAUCUUUAUGGAAAGGUUUCUUAUGAAAUGGCUAAUUCACAAAUCUGACUGUCCAGUGGAACAUACGUGGACAGACCAGGGUAUCUGUUAUUGGCCACGAUGGAUCUCGGUAGGUAGUAACUCUCACGUCAGAUGAAAUUUUGCACGUACUUUGUAAUAACACUUUGCUACCAGACUCUAAAUGUGGUAUCUGAGCUGGCCCCUGUCUUAUGUCAGAAAAGUCCAUUCUUUCAUUGACUUUUUUUAAGUGACUAUUGAUUAAAGUAAUAAUCUUUGUAUAUGUUGUGGCAAUGUCACGAAGUUUACUUAAGUUUUCCACCUGUCAAUGAAGAGCAAAUGCUUAAGUAUUCAGGCUGAGUAAUAGAAAUUAGAAGCUUGGCUGUGACCUUGAUUUUGUAACAUGGAUAUUUCGAGUGCAGGGCAGAAGAGCGCACUUGGUUUCUCAUUGUACUCAUAUUAGAGGCAUCUCUUAUUUCAAUUGCUAAUUUUUACAGAAAAAACUUCAGGAAUAUCUCGUGUUAUAUGGAAGGAAAAACGAACGGAAGAUCAAGCGUGUAUGAGGCGUAGCGCCAAAGAAAACCAUCUUAGCGUGGAUAGAAUCCUGCUGCUAUGCGCGUGUCGUGGGGGAUUAAUUUAGAUGAUCACACGACAAACUGAAGUUUUCACUGCGGCACACUGAUCAGCUUUAAAUUUAGUGAGGAACACGGGGUCAUUCAUAUUCUGCACGAACCCAGAUCCACGUGAAAUCCAGUCAAAAUAAGGAAAACAUUUUCUGGUUAGUGGACAACAACACCAAUUAUCACAAGUCAUGUUCUGUUUCUUCCAUCAUUAAAGGAAAAUACCACGGUGGAACUUGCCUCAGUAGAAAAAGAAAACAAAAUAUUCUUUGCCAUGGAUUAACAGGAGAUUUUUUUCAAUGAAUCAUUAUUGACCUGAAGCCAAAAAAAGGAAACAGAACGUCAUAAUUCUUUUAAUUAAGUGCUUUCAUCUUUCGGUCUGUCUUGGCUGAAUUGAUUGGGUCGGAAUAAUUAACCACCAACCGCUUAGUUGAUUUAGAGUGAGUGUUGAAGCGUUUUUACGUCCACUUGCUUUUUCGCGACCCAACGAUUUAUAAAGUGUCUGGGCGUGAAAGCCGACAUGUAUCAGUCAUUUAUUGGCUUAUAAGGUUACAAUUGUCAGGUCAAGUAAACACAUUUCCAGAAUGAGAAGAGAUCAGAGAGUACAGCUGAAAUAUAAGAUUUUAUUCUUUUAUGGCUCAAUCGCAAACUGGGCCUCCAACGCAAAGACUAAAAAGCUCGAUUAGGGCCGGACACUUCUUGAAAGCAGUACAUUUUCAUUAUUAAGGUUCAACAGUUGAUGUCAUAAAUAAAAUUGUCUUAAAAGCGGAGAAAUGGCUAGACUGUGAAAUACUUUCACCCCAGGAGAAUAAGAUGAAAACCCACUAACCGCAAACAGCGACGUAGGAACAGAAGGUCAAAGUGAGAAGGGAGCUAAAAUCAGAUCUUUUCUAUUGAAAGUUUAACCAUUGUUAUUUUUAAGGUUCUGCAUAUUUGAUUACAAAAACUGAAACGUGCUCAAGGCGGCCUCGCACGUUCACAUGUGUCCGGUCUAAUUUCACGAUCAUUCUGUUAACCAGAAAGUUUUAGCCUCCGGGGCAAACACAUCGGAAAGCCAUACAUGUCUACAUGUACUCUGCCGGCGCGUGUGCCUGUGUGCUUUUUUUCAGUCUCUUAUACCACGACUUCCUCAUCUGUCCCGGAGGAUGAGGAACUUUGCACAAUUGAGAGAAACAAGUGGAAAGGUGUUGGGCAGGAGGAGAGCUUAAUCGGCAGUGCUUAUUAUUAUUAUUACACAUGUAUAAAAUAAUAUACAUGCAUUAGGGAUGUCAAAACUACCUCUUGAACUAUACAAGAAACGCAGAUCAGCUCUGUCAGUUUUAUUUUUAGUUAUCCUCGGAAUAUUCCCCGAACUGUCAACAAGCAGCGAGCGGUGGAAUGAGUAGCCCAGCAACGGAGGCAAAAGAGAAACCUCCUCAUCUCCUAAUGUCUUCUCCAUUCGCCGCUUUUCUGUCUAUUGUCACAGCAUUGGUGUAUUCUAGCCAUGCUGACCCCUGUUUUUUGCUUCAGAAAAACUGUCAACAUUUAAAAAUUACUUGUUAGAAAGUUCCAUCAACUUCUGCGUUGUUCGUUCAAGACAAUUGUGGGUGGUGCGCGACCCCCUGAAAACUUUUCCACUUUGAAACAAAAAAUGCCACAUUGUGUAUCGUAUCAGACAAUGACGCCAACAGAGUGAAGAUCAUUUAUAAAAAAAACCUCUGAAACGCCAAAAAAAAUUUUGAGACGCAAAAUGCCACACCGUGUAGCAAAAUCCAUCAUGGGGCUGCGUUAAAACGCUUUUUGAAAUUCUGUUUCAUGACGUCAUCAAGUUACGAUUACUUGUAAAAAUUUUUCCACUGAGUCCUCAUUCCUACUUAUCAAUCAGAAUAUAGUUUUGCGUGACGUGAGGUUCUAGACGGGAGGAAUAUCAGAGCUUUUAGUGUAAAUUUAAGAAUCAUGCUAUUGUCUUUGGCAGAUGGGUCGCUGCAUAGCCAAGCAGUGUUCAUGGCCUCAGGGAAUGUCGUGCGUGGCGUCUGAUCCAAUCGACGUGUACCUAUUGCGAUGGAACUGCCGUAAGAACCGAAACAGAAGGAAAGGAAAGAAGACUGGGACUCCUGCUGCAGACGUAACGUGUCGAUGGUUAAAAUUUAAGCGUUCUGUAAUUAAUGAUUGUAAGUGCAAGUGCGAUUCUACUCGAGCUGAUUAAAGAUAGUUUUUGGUGCCAAUUAAGCACUAAUUCGUGGCUCCGUUGAAUCAAAGUUUAAAAGCAGGUCAAACAAAGUGUGCACAAAAGUUCCAACGAAUACGAUACUUCGUUAACUUAGAUCGUUUAAAACCGUCAAGUUCUUAAUCAUGUCAAAGACGAUGAUGAAGAAUAUUAAUGAAAACAAACAAACAAACGGAAACCCGAUCGAUUUUGGAUGGGAGGGGACUUUCGUUAUGUAGCAAUAACGUUGCAUUCGUAAUCAUUUUAUGUUUUAUUUUUAACCUCAAAAGGUUUGUUUUGCAAACCGACAUAUCGAGCGUUCAGAAUCGCAAUUUACUUCGUUUACUGCAUGUUGUCUUUAGUCUUUUUUUCCUUCUUUACCGUAAGGAUUGGU
This is a messenger RNA of Pocillopora meandrina, 3771 nucleotides long. The record is from the annotation of a GenBank genome assembly. NCBI's taxonomy places the organism in Eukaryota, Metazoa, Cnidaria, Anthozoa, Scleractinia, Pocilloporidae.